CCAGGCGGGUGAGAAAUCUCAGCGGGGAAGAAGCCCCUGAGCUCGCAAAUGCCCAGCACGGGGUGUGCAGCAGAGCUGGCGAUUGCAGCCGGGGAGGUGAGGACUGCAGUGCGAGCUGAGCGGGAACAGCCCCUUGCCAUGGCUGAGGCCCCAGAGGCACGGAAUGCUCCGAAUGCCAGCGGCUGAGCGAGCCACGGGGGCUGCUGCUGGACGAGCGAGAAAGCCAGCAGGAGCAUUUCAGGCACGGCAAGGACAGCCCAUCGCUCUGCCCGCUCCCGCUGCUGCUUCCUUCGCUCCCGCCCACAGUCGAUUCCGGCAGCUCUCUUAUCUCGGGGCUGCCACGUCCUCUCCGACUCUUCCUCACUCAGCGAACACGCAGCUUGCUCUCGCCAUGCACCUCGCACAUCUCAUCCUCAGCGUCUUCCUGGCACAGCUCCUGGGCACCAAGGGGCAGAUCACCGUCACUCAGGAAGAUGGACAAGUCAUGGUGAAACAGGGACACACAUUCCACACCACCUGCAAAUACCAGAGCAGUGGUUUUAAUGCCUUGCUCUGGUACCAGCUGCGGAAAGGCCAAGCCCCCCAGCUGCUCUCCUAUCAAGCAGGGACUGGCCCCAGGCACAUCGGCCGUAUCAGCACGCACCUGAACACCACGGGGAAAUACAGUGUCCUGAAGGUGGAGGAAGUGGAGGGCUCUGACAGUGCCCUGUACCUCUGUGCUGUGCCAGACACCCUGGUGCAGGGAGCUUCCUCGGCUGUGCAACAACCCAGGGGAGGGAGGGGAUCUGUCAGUGCAAGGCUCAAAUUGGGAAAAUGGACACAAAUCUCUCCCCAGUAUGCACCAGAAGCCGCAUUACUUGGGUUCAAUGCUCUGACGCUUUUGACACCAUCUCUCCAAGCAUUUCGCUUGGGAAAAUAUAUAAGUCUAUUUUGACUCAUUUCCACAUUGUGCAGUCUCCAAAUAAAAAGCAACAUCCCCUGUGCA
Messenger RNA from Cinclus cinclus, 985 nucleotides. RefSeq lists its product as uncharacterized. NCBI's taxonomy places the organism in Eukaryota, Metazoa, Chordata, Aves, Passeriformes, Cinclidae. The transcript is spliced from 2 exons. Bases 164 to 934 code for a protein of 256 amino acids. Gene Ontology annotation, molecular function: peptide antigen binding. The record is from RefSeq and is a predicted model, not a curated record.